AUGAAUUGCGACAACGACGACAGAGCGACGACGACGGGCGGGGUCCACCUCUUUCCCGCUUCCACAGGGUCGAAGAAAACCGCCAGGGCAGGGCCGGUCGUCGAAACCCGCGCCGGCGGGGCUUAUCCUGCGCUGGCGGUUUUCCUUAGCAGCCCGGAUGCCAACGACCUGGGUGUGACCUUUACCAUUCAACCGACCGAGGCGUCGUUCGCCUACUUCGAGAUACGAGCUAUCCGAUGUCAUUCUUUCCCAUCUGGUCGUCUCUCCGCCCUUUCUCUCUCGCAGCUAGCAACCACUACCGGGCUCCCGCACCUAGUUCCCCCAAAUUCCACCGCACACCCGACCUCGACUAUACAGUCUCUCGUCCUCUCCAAAUACCACGAGCGGGCAACGUAUGAGGGUGUCGAAGGUCAAGUCGUUGCGAUGGAUGGACUAGGAGAGGUGCUAGCACCUCACAUUGCAUUGCUAAGUGUUGGCAAGGCGCUACGCCUGCACCUGGACUAUCGAUACCGGACCUGCUUGUCGAUAAACUGCCAUGUUCGCUCAACCACUCGCACAGCAGCUCAAUCCUCUACCAAAUCCACCACCCGUCGACUCGUCCAAUCCAUACCUCCCAACUGCAUCAGCAGAGUUCAAGCUUUUCCCCUCGUGAAUCGUGUCCUAAGUGAAUUCCGGGUUUUCGACCAUGUAGCCUGCACAAUUGGUCUGAUUCUUGGUGUCCUCAAUACAACUUGCACUUCGACUCCCUUCGUAUAG
Messenger RNA from Coprinopsis cinerea okayama7#130, 756 nucleotides. RefSeq lists its product as hypothetical. The transcript is spliced from 8 exons. Bases 1 to 756 code for a protein of 251 amino acids. The record is from RefSeq and is a predicted model, not a curated record. Lineage: Eukaryota; Fungi; Basidiomycota; Agaricomycetes; Agaricales; Psathyrellaceae.